AUGGCUUCGCUACCUCCUCCACCGCCUCCAGGAUGGGGAGCAGGAGCUCCGCCGUCCAUGCCUUUUGCGCCUCCGCCCCCCGGGUACCAACCGCCGGCCGAUCCCAGAUUCGCCAAGUUCGAGCACAAGAAGAAGGAAUGGCUUCGAACUCAACGAAAUCGGUUUGGCGAGAAAAGGAAAGCGGGGUUUGUGGAAACACAGAAGGCGGAUAUGCCGCCGGAGCAUUUACGAAAGAUUGUUAAAGACAUUGGAGAUGUAUCGCAGAAGAAGUUCAGUACCGAUAAAAGAAGCUACCUCGGAGCGUUGAAGUUUAUGCCGCAUGCUGUGUUGAAACUAUUGGAGAACAUGCCAAUGCCUUGGGAAUCCGCUAGGGAGGUCAAAGUACUUUACCAUGUGAAUGGUUGCUUAACCCUCGUCAACGAAACCCCCCGAGUUAUUGAACCCGUUUUCCAUGCACAAUGGGCGACCAUGUGGGUUUGUAUGCGACGGGAGAAAAGUGAUCGAAGGCAUUUCAAGAGAAUGCGGUUUCCGCCUUUUGAUGACGAAGAACCUCCCCUGUCUUGGUCUGAAAAUAUUGAAGAUGUGGAACCUUUGGAACCAAUUCAAAUGGAACUCGAUGAGGCUGAAGAUGGACCAGUAUAUGAAUGGUUCUACGAUCAUAGACCUCUUCUUGAUACUCCCAAUGUAAACGGACCUAGCUACAAGGAGUGGAAUUUGACGCUACCGCAAAUGGCCACCCUAUACCGGUUGAGUCGACAGCUUUUGAGUGACGUCGUGGAUAAGAAUUUUAUGCAUAUGUUUGACAUGAACAGCUUCCUCACAGCAAAAGCCCUCAAUGUUGCUAUACCCGGAGGCCCCAGAUUUGAACCGUUAUACAAGGAUAUAGAUCCAAAUGAUGAGGAUUUUGGAGAGUUCAACGCUAUUGAUCGUAUCAUUUUCCGAGCACCGAUCAGAACCGAGUACAGAGUUGCUUUCCCUUAUCUGUACAACUCAUUGCCGAGGAGCGUGAAGCUGUCAUGGUACUCUUAUCCUCAAGUUGUAUAUGUCCGAACCGAUCCAAAUCUCCCUGCAUUCUACUUCGAUCCCGUCAUCAAUCCGAUAUCUUCUCGAUCAGUCGCCCCUAAAAACAUUACUGUCACCCACGAAGAUGAAGUCUUUGGUCCUGGAAACGAUGAAGAUGAUUUCGAACUUCCAGGUGAUGUUGAACCAUUUCUAGCUGAUGAAGAGCUUUAUACUAGCGAAACGGCAUCGGCUAUUAGUCUGUGGUGGGCGCCAUAUCCUUUCGAUCGCCGCUCGGGCAAAAUGGUACGGGCACAAGAUGUUCCUCUGGUAAAACAGUGGUACCUCGAACAUUGUCCUCAGGGCCAGCCCGUGAAAGUUCGUGUGUCAUAUCAAAAGCUUCUGAAGACUUAUGUUCUCAACGAACUACAUAAAAAGAAGCCCAAAGCCCAGAAUAAACAGAAUUUGUUGAAGGCGCUAAAAGGAACGAAAUUUUUUCAGCAGACAACAAUCGACUGGGUAGAAGCUGGCCUUCAAGUUUGUCGUCAAGGUUUCAACAUGCUCAACCUGCUGAUCCAUCGCAAAAACUUGACAUACCUCCAUUUGGAUUACAAUUUCAACCUGAAGCCUGUCAAAACUCUCACCACGAAAGAACGUAAAAAGUCUCGUUUUGGUAACGCUUUCCACCUGAUGCGAGAGAUCCUCCGGCUCACCAAAUUGAUCGUUGACGCGCAAGUUCAAUAUCGGCUUGGUAAUAUUGACGCUUUCCAACUUGCUGAUGGGAUAUUAUACGCAUUCAAUCAUGUCGGUCAACUCACAGGCAUGUAUAGAUACAAGUACAAGCUUAUGCACCAAAUAAGAUCUUGCAAAGACUUGAAGCAUUUGAUCUAUUAUCGCUUCAAUUCUGGAUCCGUGGGGAAGGGACCUGGUUGUGGGUUCUGGGCACCCGCGUGGAGAGUCUGGCUGUUUUUCCUCCGGGGCAUAAUCCCCCUUCUUGAACGCUGGCUUGGGAAUUUGCUCUCCAGGCAGUUCGAGGGUCGACAUAGCAAGGGUGUGGCAAAGACCGUUACCAAGCAACGGGUCGAGUCUCAUUUUGACCUGGAACUCCGUGCCUCCGUGAUGGCGGAUCUCAUGGAUAUGAUGCCAGAAGGCAUUAAGCAAAACAAGGUUAAUACAGUACUUCAACAUCUCUCGGAAGCUUGGAGGUGCUGGAAGAGUAAUAUUCCUUGGAAAGUACCCGGCCUUCCUGCUCCAAUCGAAAAUAUCAUCCUACGGUAUGUAAAGAGCAAAGCGGACUGGUGGAUAUCUGUUGCUCAUUACAAUCGAGAACGGAUUCGACGCGGGGCUACUGUCGAUAAAACAGUGGCUAAGAAGAACUUGGGCCGUUUGACCCGUCUUUGGCUGAAAGCGGAACAGGAGCGACAACAUAACUAUCUGAAAGACGGACCUUACGUAUCUUCCGAAGAAGCUGUUGCAAUCUACACUACGACCGUUCAUUGGCUCGAAUCUCGCAAGUUUUCGCCCAUUCCAUUCCCCAGUGUGUCCUACAAACACGACACAAAAAUAUUGAUUUUGGCCUUGGAACGCCUGCGUGAAGCGUAUUCCGUCAAAGGCCGUUUGAACCAAAGUCAGCGAGAAGAACUUGCCUUGAUAGAACAAGCCUACGAUUCCCCAGGGACAACACUGGCCAGGAUCAAAAGAUUCCUUUUAACGCAACGAGCUUUCAAGGAGGUUGGCAUUGAUAUGAACGAUAAUUAUAGCCACAUCAACCCAGUCUACGAUAUUGAACCUAUCGAGAAAAUCACGGAUGCGUACCUAGAUCAGUAUCUCUGGUAUCAAGCUGAUCAACGGCAUCUUUUCCCGUCGUGGAUCAAACCGUCUGACUCUGAGGUGCCGCCGCUACUUGUUUACAAGUGGGCUCAGGGCAUAAACAAUCUUUCGAACGUAUGGGAAACUGCCGAUGGCGAGUGCAACGUCAUGGUCGAGACUGAACUUUCGAAAGUGUACGAGAAAAUUGAUCUUACCCUACUUAACCGUCUACUCCGCCUCAUCAUGGACCAUAACUUGGCGGAUUAUAUCACUUCCAAAAACAACGUCCAGCUCAAUUACAAAGACAUGAAUCACACCAACAGCUAUGGUUUGAUCCGCGGUUUGCAAUUUUCAGGUUUCGUUUUCCAAUACUAUGGAUUGGUGAUUGAUUUGUUAUUGCUCGGAUUGCAGCGAGCCAGCGAGUUAGCUGGCCCGCCGCAAAGCCCUAACGACUUCCUGCAGUUCAGAGAUCGGGAAACGGAAACCAGACACCCGAUCCGCCUUUACACGAGGUAUAUUGAUAAAAUCUGGGUCUUCUUUCGAUUCACUGCCGACCAGUCUCGUGAUUUGAUACAACGAUUUUUGACGGAACAGCCGGACCCCAAUUUUGAAAAUGUCAUCGGAUACAAAAAUAAGAAGUGUUGGCCAAGGGAUUCUAGGAUGAGGUUGAUGAGACACGACGUUAAUCUUGGUCGUGCCGUUUUCUGGGACUUGAAAAACCGUCUUCCGAGGUCCAUAACAACAAUUGAAUGGGAUGACACUUUUGCGAGUGUGUAUAGCCGAGACAACCCCAACCUCCUGUUCUCAAUGUGCGGCUUCGAAGUCCGUAUACUACCAAAGUCUCGAAAUCAAAAUGAAGAGUUCUCGGAACGGACUGCAUACGCUUUCCUCCAAGUCACCGAAGAGGACAUUCAAAAAUUCAAUAAUCGUAUCCGACAGAUUCUCAUGUCUUCCGGGUCCACUACGUUCACCAAGAUCGCGAAUAAAUGGAACACUAGCCUGAUCGCGCUUUUUACGUAUUAUCGUGAAGCUGCAGUUUCUACGGUCAACCUACUGGAUACCAUCGUCAAAUGCGAAACUAAGAUUCAAACGCGAGUAAAGAUUGGCCUUAAUUCAAAGAUGCCAUCCCGUUUCCCUCCUGCGGUAUUCUAUACACCCAAGGAAUUGGGUGGGUUAGGUAUGAUUUCCGGAUCGCACAUCCUUAUCCCGGCAAGUGACAAACGAUGGUCGAAGCAAACGGACACUGGGGUCACGCACUAUAGAGCUGGCAUGUCGCAUGACGAGGAGACGCUAAUUCCCAAUAUUUUCCGUUACAUCAUUCCAUGGGAAGCAGAAUUCAUUGAUUCCCAACGCGUCUGGAUGGAGUAUUCGCAGAAGCGACAAGAAGCAAACCAGCAAAAUCGAAGAUUGACACUCGAAGACUUAGAGGACAGUUGGGAUCGCGGUUUGCCCCGUAUCAACACUCUAUUCCAAAAAGAUCGUAGCACUCUUAGUUUCGAUAAGGGUUUUCGUACUCGUACGGAAUUCAAGACCUAUCAGUUGAUGAAGAGCAAUCCUUUCUGGUGGACUAGUCAAAGACAUGAUGGAAAAUUGUGGAAUCUCAACGCUUACCGAACCGACGUUAUUCAAGCUUUGGGAGGUGUGGAAACAAUCCUUGAGCAUACGCUUUUCAAAGCUACUGCAUUUCCGUCCUGGGAGGGCCUUUUCUGGGAAAGAGCUUGCCUUGCCAAAGGAACACGACUGCUGCGAUACGACCGCACCGAGAUUAACGUGGAGGAUGGUCAAGAAGGUGACCAACUCCUUGGUCCUGACGGCCAUCCUCGCCGCGCCUUCAACAUUGUGAGUGGUCAAGACCGCCUAUAUCGUAUCAAAAUCGGCGAAGGCGUAGAAGACCUGGUAGUCACGCCAAAUCAUAUUCUGGUCUUUCACCGGGAGAAGCGCGCCGAGAAUAUGCCCUCUGGGCAGCAAGCUGGCGUAACUGAAGAGCGGCCACCUGAAGCUUCAGAGGCAGCACGCUACGACACCGUGGAAAUGACCGCCGCCGAAUUUGCUGCCUGUGACCCCAAGGAAAGAGUCUUGUACAAAGUGUUUAAAUCCCCAGCCUUUACAAUGCCUGAAAAAUCUGAAUCGGUCAACGCCGAAGCGCAUAGUUUUGUGGUUAAUGAUAUCAGCCUUGAAAGCGAGGAGACAGAGUGGGCCGGUUUUCGAGUCGAUCAAGACCAGCUUUAUUUACGCCAUGAUUAUCUUGUCUUGCACAACAGUGGAUUCGAAGAGUCAAUGAAGUUCAAGAAACUUACUAACGCCCAGAGAUCUGGUUUGAAUCAAAUUCCUAAACCGUCGUUUCACGCUGUGGUGGUCUCCAACUAUCAACCGUAUAUUCUUACAUGGCAAGAUCUCCACUUUGAAAAUCUCUUUGAUUCAAAUUUUUCCGAGCACAUUUGUGGGCAGAAGAUUCACGAGUCAGUUGUUAUGGAUCUUUGCCAGGUAUUUGAUCAAGAACUUGAGCAAUUGGGUGUUGAAACGGUCCAAAAAGAGACUAUACAUCCUCGAAAAUCCUACAAGAUGAACAGUUCCUGCGCCGAUAUACUUAUGUUUGCUACACACAAAUGGAACGUUACGCGCCCUUCUCUCCUGUUCGAUACCAAGGAUGUCAUCGAAGCUACCACGACGAAUAAAUUCUGGCUGGACGUGCAGUUAAGGUAUGGCGACUACGAUUCUCAUGAUAUUGAAAGAUACGUCCGCGCCAAGUAUCUCGACUAUACCACGGAUAGCAUGAGCAUUUAUCCAUCGGCAACCGGUUUAAUGAUUGGAAUCGACCUUGCAUAUAACCUUUAUUCUGCAUACGGACAAUAUUUCCCUGGAUUAAAAGCGCUCGUUCAACAAGCUAUGGCUAAGAUCAUGAAGGCAAAUCCAGCUCUGUAUGUUCUCAGAGAGCGUAUCCGUAAGGGUUUACAGCUUUACGCAUCGGAGAGCAACCAAGAAUUUCUGAACUCACAGAAUUACUCCGAACUUUUCAGUAACGAUAUACAACUUUUCAUCGACGACACCAACGUCUACCGUGUCACAAUUCACAAAACAUUUGAAGGCAAUUUAACUACAAAACCGAUCAACGGCGCCAUUUUUAUUUUUAACCCGCGAACCGGCCAGCUUUUCUUGAAAAUCAUCCAUACAAGCGUCUGGGCUGGCCAGAAACGUCUGGGUCAAUUGGCUAAAUGGAAAACUGCAGAAGAAGUGGCUGCCCUUAUCCGAUCUCUACCAGUUGAGGAACAACCCAAGCAGUUGAUUGUUACAAGAAAAGGCCUUCUUGACCCUCUCGAAGUGCACCUCCUCGAUUUCCCAAACAUUUCGAUUCGAGCAUCCGAGUUACAACUGCCCUUCCAGGCAGCCAUGAAGAUCGAAAAACUUGCAGAUAUGAUUCUUAGGGCAACCGAGCCGCAGAUGGUGCUUUUCAACUUGUAUGACGAAUGGUUAAAAACAAUCUCGUCGUACACAGCCUUUUCUCGAUUGGUCCUGAUUCUCCGAGCUCUUCAUGUCAACAUUGACAAAACGAAGAUCCUCUUACGUCCAGAUAAAACUGUAAUUACCCAGGAACACCAUAUCUGGCCCACUCUCUCGGAUGAAGAUUGGAUUAAGCUUGAAGUUCAGCUCCGCGACUUAAUCCUGAACGAUUAUGGCAAGAAAAACAAUGUCAACGUGCAGAGUUUGACAAGCAGCGAAGUUAGAGAUAUUAUUCUCGGUAUGGAAAUAAGUGCUCCGUCAUUGCAACGCCAACAAGCUGCCGAAAUGGAGAAGCAGCAACAAGAGCAGAAACAACUCACCGCUGUGACAACGAAAACACAAAAUGUACGCGGGGAAGAGAUUAUUGUUACAACCACGUCUCAGUACGAACAGCAGUCAUUUGCAUCAAAAACCGAAUGGCGUACCCGUGCCAUUGCCACAUCGAAUCUACGGACUCGGGCGAACAAUAUCUAUAUUUCAUCGGAGGACAUUCAAGAAGACGGACACUUCACAUAUAUCAUGCCGAAGAACAUUCUCAGGAGAUUCAUCAUGAUAGCGGACCUGAGGGUUCAGGUAGCCGGCUAUUUAUACGGCCGCUCACCACCGGAUAAUCCACAGGUUAAAGAAAUACAAACUAUUGUCAUGGUACCGCAAGUUGGGAAUACUCGAGAUAUUCAGCUUCCUCACCAGCUGCCUAAGCAUGAAUAUCUCAACGAUCUGGAGCCCCUAGGAAUCAUUCACACGAUGUCCGGCAAUGAGCCAUCAUACAUGACUGCUAUGGACGUGACACAGCACUCCCGUCUAAUGAAUGCACACGCAUCAUGGGAUAAGAAGACUGUGACGAUGACGGUCUCCUUUACGCCAGGCUCCGUCUCUUUGUCUGCAUGGGCAUUAACCCCCCAGGGUUAUAAAUGGGGUGCCGAGAACAAGGACACGAGUUCCGACCAACCGCAAGGGUUCUCGACCAGUUUCGGUGAGAAAUGUCAGCUCCUGCUCAGCGAUCGCAUUCGUGGCUAUUUCUUGGUUCCUGAGAACAAUGUGUGGAAUUUCAGUUUCAUGGGCAGUUCGUUCAGCAGUGUGGAAAAGAGACCUGUGUACGUGAAGGUUGACACUCCGCUGCGAUUCUAUGACGAUCAGCACAGGCCCCUGCACUUCCAGAACUUUGCUGAGUUGGAGGAUAUCUGGGUUGAUCUAAGCGAUAACUUUGCGUGA
Messenger RNA from Uncinocarpus reesii 1704, 7518 nucleotides. Its product is annotated as pre-mRNA processing splicing factor 8. The record is from RefSeq and is a predicted model, not a curated record. The transcript is spliced from 3 exons. Gene Ontology annotation, cellular component: U5 snRNP; catalytic step 2 spliceosome. The coding region runs from base 1 to 7518 and encodes 2505 amino acids. Gene Ontology annotation, biological process: mRNA splicing, via spliceosome; spliceosomal tri-snRNP complex assembly. Gene Ontology annotation, molecular function: metallopeptidase activity; pre-mRNA intronic binding; U6 snRNA binding. NCBI's taxonomy places the organism in Eukaryota, Fungi, Ascomycota, Eurotiomycetes, Onygenales, Onygenaceae.